Molecule: messenger RNA, 1718 nt
Organism: Astyanax mexicanus (Mexican tetra)
Lineage: Eukaryota; Metazoa; Chordata; Actinopteri; Characiformes; Acestrorhamphidae
Gene: nkain4
Product: sodium/potassium transporting ATPase interacting 4
Exons: 7
Coding region: 261-887 (208 amino acids)
Biological process (GO): regulation of sodium ion transport
Source: RefSeq, a predicted model, not a curated record
CUCCGCGUGCUCCUCAGUCUGAACUCUUCACCGGGGGUCUCGAGCUCCGCUCUGUUCAUACCGCGCUCUUUAAACCGGAGGAUUAUGGGACAGCGGAACCCGGACCGGACCGACUCUGUACGGAUCAGACAGUGACGCUGCCCGGUAUUUCCCCCGCGCGCGCGGCGCUCCGGAGCUUCCCGUGACCCGCUGUUCUCCCGCCGCGGCUCGAGCCCCCCGUCUGUCCCGCGUGAGGACCCGUGCCCGGGUGGAGUGGAAUAAUGGGGUGCUGCAGCGCGCGCUGCUCGCUCAUCUUCCUCUGCACGCUGCAACUGAUGGUGGCACUCGAAAGGCAGGUGUUUGAUUUCCUGGGUUACCAGUGGGCUCCCAUCUUGGCCAACUUCUUCCACAUCAUCGUCGUCAUCCUUGGCCUUUUCGGCACCAUCCAGUACCGCCCGCGCUACAUAGUGGUGUAUGCUGUGUGGACGGCUGUGUGGGUGGCCUGGAACGUCUUCCUCAUCUGUUUUUAUCUGGAAGUGGGAGGACUUUCUAAGGACAGUGACCUCUUGACCUUUAACAUCUCUGCGCAUCACUCGUGGUGGAGUGAACAUGGUCCGGGGUGUGUACGUCGAGAGAUGCCCCCUAGUGGAAUGCGCAGCGCCGACACGCACUCGUAUGUGUCGGUGAUGGGCUGCCUGCUGGAGUAUCAGUAUAUUGAAGUUCUCCACAGCGGCUUCCAGAUCCUCCUCUCGCUGCUGGGCUUUGUGUACGCCUGCUACGUCGUGAGUUCCAUCACAGAGGAGGAAGACAGCUUUGAUUUUAUUGGUGGAUUUGAUCCAUUCCCCCUCUACCAUGUCAAUGAGAAACCAUCCCAUCUUCUCUUAAAGCCCAUGUACCAGUCUACGUAAGUGAAAGUGUGCUCUGCUGCACAGAGGAAGCAGUGAUAAUUCCCGUGUGAAUUUCUCCGGAUUCCUCCGUCAUUCAUCUCUCAUCCCUCCAUACUUCCUCCUCCUCCGUCCGUCCGGCUGCCGUCCGUCUUGCUCACCUUGUGAACGGCCCUCUGGGAAGAGGCGGAGUCUGGACAUUUGCAUAAUGUUAACCUGGGACCGAGUGCAGUACGUGUGUUACCUAUAGAGCAGCUGCAGAACUACAGCACCUAAAAUAUUCAGCUACAUCCAUCCUGUGGGGGCAGCAGAAUGGAAUAUAUGAGCGGAUAAUGAGUAUGGAUCGGAUCAUCAUCACCACUCUGCUGUGGACAGUACCUAUCAAUAAUCAAUCAAUCAAUCAAUCAAUCAAUUGUCUAUAGAAUCUACAUCACACUAUAAUCCAUAAGUGUGGGCAGCAUAACAUUACUGAUGCAUUAAUUGAUUGUGGGUCAUUGAUUGAUUCAUUUUGUAUUACUACCUUGUAGCUGAAUAUACAGGCAUGCCAAAAGUCAUCGAAUGGGAACCAGUAUUGGGUCACAUGACUUUUAUCAUGUUCAAUGUAGAAAUGUUGUAAAAGUGUUAAGUUAAAUAAGUAAUUUCAGUUUUUUUUAAUUGUACAUAGCUCUAUCCAUUUUGUUUGUAUUUUUAUUUUUUUGUACUUUGUUCUGUUUGUAUUUUUGCUGCAGUAGCUCUCAAUCAAUACUUUUUAAACUUUAGUUAUGGUCAUGUUUGUGUGAUAGCCACAGCAAGCAGCGAUUAUGUUUUACUAGUAUUAAAAUAAAAUAAUAAAAUUAAUAACCAUAAAAACAAGAA